Messenger RNA from Phlebotomus papatasi, 6577 nucleotides. RefSeq lists its product as uncharacterized. Bases 1061 to 5464 code for a protein of 1467 amino acids. Lineage: Eukaryota; Metazoa; Arthropoda; Insecta; Diptera; Psychodidae. The transcript has 8 exons. The record is from RefSeq and is a predicted model, not a curated record.
CAAAAUACCAGUAAAAAAAGCGCAAAAGAAAAACACAAAAUUCUCUCUUAAUAUUAUAAAUAUAUCCAAAGAGUGUGUGUUGGAUGUAAGAAACGGACCUCCCUCUCCAUGUCUGACCUUACCUGCUUCGCUAUUGCUUUUGGGCUUCAUAGUCGCCCCACUAGUUAGAAAUUCUUGGUGUUGCUGCCAAACGAACGAAAGACUUGCGACUUGUUGGUUGCUGAUGGUUGGUGCUCCGUCUCUACCAUGGGGGCUUUUAUAAAGUGAAUCGAGUGUUUAUAGUGUGGCUCAAAUGUGUAAUUGUGGACAGGUAAAGGUAUGAGUUGUACCUGGAGUGUAUUGUUAGUGCCUGACUCUCACUACAUAGUGUUAUCUUACUCUUGCUUAUGCUGUUUAGUGCUGUAAGAAGCCGUUGCUAGUGUUGUGGAUGGAUACGUUUACAGUUUACGGUAGUUUGGCAUCCACUCAACUGUGGUUACAAUUGUGCUCAGUGUUAUAAGAAUUUUGUCUCAAAAAAACUUUGGUUAAAAGUCACUACUUCUCUUUGGGAUUGCAUUAAGCAACUGCAAGAAAGGAGCUAUUAAGCUACCAAUUACUCUGAAAUGGAAUUAAUCUUAAGGAAUAUGUCAAAGAAACCUGUAUAAGAUCCUCCUAAGUUUCUUUGUGACUCAAAUCGGAGUGAAGUGAAGUGAUAGAGAAAAAGAAUUUAAAAUACAGAAAAAAAAAUAUCAAGGGAGUUCAUUUCGAAAGUGUGAAAAGAUAUAUAAGAAUAUAAAGAGAAAUAAUAUAUAUAAAUAUUAAAUGGGACAACACACCUUAAAAGUCGAGAGGUGCUCACACAAGUAGGAUAUACUUUGAUCUCAGUGGAAUGUGACUGGAAAGAUGUGAAAUUUCUUGAGCAACAAAUUCUGCAUGCUUCUCCUAUGGCCAAGAGAGAUCUUUGGAGUUCAUCCAGCAAGAAAAAUUCAUCGGUGGCCUUUUUGUGGUUGAGCGUCAUAAAUUGGGGAACUGUAGCACUCAGCAUUGGGAGAUAAGAGAGCAUUAAAUAGGCCUCAGCAUUAUGGACCAAUUCAGCUUGUUUGACAUGAUGACAGCCAGAUGGGCUAAUUUUGAUUCACAAGAGAGUCAAUCACGAAUAAUCUUGGAGCCGAUUCUCGAGGAGACUUCUGACGAUGACGAAGAAACGAAAGAACUGUGGUCAAUAUCGCAGUACGAAACGAGCUGGAGUUCAUCAUCAGAUACAGGAUCCGUUAUCAAAUUGGACUCCUUCGGACAGGAGGCUGAUUGUAUAUCUGAAAGGGAUUUUCUUUGUCCGCCAAAACGCCGAAGGCACGAGUGGACUGAUGUUCUGGCAGAGAGUACGCCGAAGAGAAGUGGGAACAGAGACGUGACUGGGCAGAAAAUUCGCUUGGACGCUCUCCUCGAUGAGCCAGAUUUUCACAAAAGACGAUUUCGCAUAGAGGAGAAUGCCCAUGACUACAAUUCAGACAGCGAGAGCUCCCUGAGUAGAACAUCAUCUCUCAUCCAAUUUGAGUCACUGGAGAAGCAGCUUCAGAGUGAGAGUCAGCUGUACAGUUCCUCGCCACUUCUAUUUGCGUACGAUACCACAGAUAGUAAAUAUAACUCAUCACCUUAUAAGGGGCCACAGCCAUUGGAUGCGGAUAAGGUGAAUCCCAAUGUGACAACUGAUAAACUCUUCUACACUGAUAAGGCCUUCAAGACAGGGAAUUUUCCCUACUAUACUAAUUAUCUAUCGGCAAGCAUUGAGUCGGAUUCGUUGAUUGAAACAGGGGCCACAAGUAAUGAGAGUGAUGACAGUAUUAAAAAGUGUUCCUGCACAAAUAGAAGUGUUGGGGAGGAGAUCACCUUGGUGGGUCAGAGGGGAAAGAGUUCUUUGGAGAAUUUGAGUGAGGAUUCGGGGUAUUGUGAGCAUUCUAUUCAAUUGCGUCAGAAGAUUCCACUAAAUUCGGUGGCUGGACCAAAGUCGUGCCGACGUCCAGUGUCUGAUCCUACAAAUGGCGGAUACGCCAUGUAUUUGAGGCACAGUUCAUCGCCAUCGAAUGGCGAUGGGAGGAAAGUUGAUGGGAGUUUGUGUGAGGAAUGUGGUGCUGGAAAGGAGUUGGGAGAUCGAGGGGAUGUGUGCAAGUGCAGCAAAUUGUGCAGAGAUGAUGAUGAGAUUGCCUUUAGAACACCAAGUGGUGUGUACGUAAACAGUCUGAAAAUAGGCACGAUGGAACCGGCAAAAACUUCGGUGGGAGCCGAUGCUAAAAAUACAGGGAGGAGGACCAAAAGUCUCCUAAAGACAUCAUCACAUAGUCUGCCGAAUAUUUUUUAUCAUUCUCACAGUGAUGCUGAAGAUAGAGGUGGAUUUUGUGUAAUUGGUGAAAAUUUAGAAUCAUCUUCGAGAUACGCAAUUGGUACUUCCGGCAAGGUAGCUGCCAAUAGAGAUCCCUACAGUGAUUUUCUCAAAGUAACAAGUUUUCCUGAAGGUCUCAAUAGCUAUGAGAGUAGUGAUUCUUUCGAUGAAUUAGAUUUUUAUAGUGGUGAUUCAAUUAGUGGUUCAAUAGCUCAGCAAAAUUUGGAUUUGAACAAUUUGAGAUUUGCCAGAAAAUCAAAAGGUCCUCAGAUUGCACAACCAAAGCCCAUUAACGUCACUGCGAGUUGCAACAAUUUAACAGCAUUGGAUUAUUCUGAUCACGGUGGGAAGAUCAAGAUGGCAGACUAUGGGAAUAGGAGAAAACUGCCAAAUCCACCGAGGGCGUUUAUUGAACGUCCGGAAAUUACGCUACUCGAUGAGAUUUCGUACAAUUUUGACAGGAAUUUAUCGAUUAUGAAUGAUCAGAGAGAUGACUAUGAACCCCAGACGCCGGAGGAGAUGACAGUGGGUGUAUUGUGUGUAAAACCACCUCAGCCACCGCCACGUGCUGGUAAAAAGCCCAUUUUGCCCAUUCCCACGCCCACAGUACCAGCCAAGACGCUGAGUUUGUCCAAAGACAGCCUCACCUUCGAUCGUGAUCCCACGAAUCUGGUGACAUGCUAUGCCGCCAGCCUCGAACGAUGCAAUUUUCCCCUGACAGACAGCUUCAGCACAAUUCCCCAAGUUUGCGACAGUGAGAAUGAAUUGCCAACUUACAAGUACAGCUUCACAGCGACCCAGCACAGAGGCCUGAUCUUGAGCACACCCAAUCUGUCGUCAUUUGAGUGUGCAGCAGGCAAGAGAUCAAGUGUGACGGAUGAAUUGGCCGGCUCGAAGGGUAAUGGAGAGAGUGGCGAAAGUGGCGAAGGCAAAAUACCGGGAAUUUUAAAUAGCACAACAUCCAGAGGAUCACUCUUCAAAGAGGUCAGUUUUCAUCCCAUUGUCUCGGAGAUCAGCUGGAAAAAUCAGCAUUCACAUGAAUCAGAGUCACAGGAUGAUGAUGAUGAUGAGGAUGAACAUGAUUCAGUGGCAGAAGAUGCUGAUGAUGAUGAUGAUGGUGAUGACGAGGAGGAGGAAGAGUAUGAGGAGCCGAAAAAAGUGAGAAAUGAGUGCGAAGAGGCAGCUAAUAAUUCUCCAAGUGCCGAACAGCAGAACGAUCAGUGUCACGUGACCAUGGAUCGUGUUGUGGUGAAUGUGUUGCCGGAAAGAGACAGUGUGAUCAUGGAUAACGUGCCCAAAGCAGACGAACUGAGUGCUGGAAGUGCUGUGGACAGUGUUAGCGUCAGUCGGAAAAUGGUCGUGAGGGAAGAGACAACGCACAGUGAAUGCAAGACAAAUGUCAUGGAAGUGAAUAAUCGGAGUGUUGUGACUAUCACUGAAAAUAGUGUACCUACAGUGAAGACCAAGGAGAAGAAGCGAAAGGGUGGCUUCUUCUCCAGACUCUCCAAUUUUCGCUUUUCCCUGAGGAAUAAAUCCAAAAAUUCCGCCAAAAAUAACAAUAACAAGAGUGCAGAAUCAGUCGGUGAUUCAAAGGGCAGCAGAAAGGGUGGGAAAAAGUUGGAUGGGGCUGUGGAGACAGAAACAUCCAGGGAUUUCAUCUAUAUCCCCCUCAAAGAACCAAUUGUCCGGAGAGAUGAGUUUAGUAGGGGCAAUAAUGAAAAUAGCCUGGGAGGUGGGAAUAAACUUGAUGACUAUCAGCACUCACCGCGAGGCAAUCAGAGGAGUCCAGUAGGUGUUGCGGGGGGUGUGGGAAACGGAAGUGCCAGUGAUUACUAUCAUGGUGUCGGAAACAAUAUAGUGCACUCAAAGCCACCACUGCCAAAGCAACCCCCACGUGUUGUUGGCGUUUGUGCAAAGCGCCAUGGGGACAAUACGCAUGCACCCAGGGCGUCAUCCACCCCACGGGAAAUCGAUGGCCAUCGACGGUACACAGAGGACCAGUAUCACCGUCAUCAGCGUCCCGGUACCACGAUGAUCAGUGAAAAUAAAAUUGGGCUCAUUGAGACGAAUCUCGAUACGCAUGAGACAAUUAUCACCGGCAAAACUAGGAGUCUCAUGGAGUUGGGUACCCAGCGUCUGACCCCAAAUAAUGUCCUCACCAGUGAAAUUCGCAAAAUGCCUCCGGAUGAACCCAAGAGGCCACACAAGAGCAUGGAAUUUUUGCUGGAUAAGGAAAAUCAGCGAUAUACUCUGCCACCAGAGAAUGAGCUGCAGAAGACACAUGAGACGCCAUUGAGUGAGCACCAGUUGAGAGUACAAGCUUCGCUGCAGCGACUAAAUAUUCCAGACUGGUACAAGCAGUACAACACAACAUUGAAACCGGUGGACAGGACAUCGGGGACAAACUAUCGAAAACGAAAUACUGAAUUUGGCAAGUGGGCGGGACUGAACUCAAAAACCACAUCCCUGAGCUCCCUCGGGUCACAGAGGGCGGAUAAGGGAUCACUGCUCUUGAGUCCAUCUUCCCACAGUCAUCAUGGCAAUACAGGAUUUUCAAGAUGGUCAACAUCUCACCUCAAUUCAACACAAACGUCCCCCAGCAUAUCCGGUCGAAGCUCAUUCUCACGCGGUACCAUCAAUAGCAACUACAUGUCUGGGCACUCUUUUAUAAAUCCAAAUGUUGGAACUAAUAUAAGAAGCUCGUACAGACAACCAUAUCUUGGAUGGCGGAGUCAGGAAAAAUUGGCUCAGCCACGAACUCCCGCCGAACGACUCGCAUCAUCGCUACUGAGUCAGCAGCAGCAGGAAAAGAAUCGACAGCAAAAGUCAGAGACGGAAAAUGAAGAAAUUCAAACAUCCAUUAAGGAAGUGACUUCAGCCAUUGUUCAUUAUGUAAAUGAUCAGAAUAGUCGAAAUUCAAGAAGUCGAUCAACUAGUCCGAGCCUACGGAAGUGCUGGCUUGAGAGCUCAUUUGUGGGCAUCGGACCAGUGGAUCAGAGUCCCCAGACGCCAACCAUCGACAGAAGCUUUUCAGCUCAACAGCAUCAAAUCAGUAGAUUAGCCACUAAUUCCGCUCAUGUCAAUGGAGUUGGUGAGUCUGCAAUCUAGACAUGAAAAAAAAACAAUCAAAAUUGUUGUGCAUUAGAAAAGUUUAGGAUCGAAAAAAUAAGGUGCAAGCUAUUCAAUAAAAUAGAACACUUAACUUUUUAAGAAGGUGUUCUGAUCGUUAUUCGUAAACGAAACACGAAUUUGCGGUAAAAAUGAGUAUUUUAAACACGUGUUGUUUGCAAUUUUUACUCCGAUAUUUGUUAUUAGUAAGAUAUUUUUCUUUUUUUAGAUAAUAUUGUCAUCUAUACGCUAUAAUUGCAUAAAAUUAUUGCUGUAAAAUCUCUAAAUUAUCUAGUUUGCUAUUAUUUUUUUUGUAAUUCAGCUAAGAUUAUCUCUGUAUUAUUUAUGAUUUAAUGUUUAUUUUAUAUGAGUUUUUCUUAAUUUUUUUUUGUUCAUAUAGAAUCGAAAAUGUCUUAUACGAAAAAAAUAUGUAGCAAAAUUAUGCUAAUCUCCUGGAAGAGAAAAUCGAAUCAAUCAUCCAAAAAUCAACCAACAAUAAUUUUAAAAAAAGGAAAAAUAGUUAAAAACGAAAUAUAAAAUCACAUUCCAAAAUUUACCGACCUUACCGACUCACCAAAUGAGAAGAAAAAUUAACAUUUUCGAUCAAUCUACUCUGUGUACAUUGAAAUCAUUAUCACCACGAAUUUAAUUAUCAAAAUAGAUAAUUAAUUACAGGAGCCAAUUAUUAAAAUAAUACUUAUUUGAUUAUUUUGAGAAAGAAGGUGCUUGCGAAAACAAUCAUGUAUCUUUUGAUUUAUUUUUUCAUUAUUUGUAAUACGAAAUCGUUAUUAAUUUAGUGUUAUGUAACAUUCUCUAAAUGGCAUUUAUUCUACUUUUUUUGUAGUAAUUUUUAUUUAAUCUCUCUAUUUUUUUGUUCUUCAAGUUAUCAAUUCAAGAUAUAAUUUGAAUGUAGAAAAAAAAAAGAGUAAGGAUAGAAUGAAAAAAGUUAGAAAAAGUAAUGAAAACGAAAUAAAGAGUGUUAAAGUGGUGCGCAUGAAAAGCUUAUUAUAAUUUAAUUUCUCUUUUCUUUAGUUUGUAGAUAUUUUAUGUUAAAUUUCAUAAAUAAAGAAAAAAAACAUACUGAAUUAUCAAUAAAUUUGAUAUAUUAUAUUA